Molecule: messenger RNA, 392 nt
Organism: Gopherus evgoodei (Goodes thornscrub tortoise)
Lineage: Eukaryota; Metazoa; Chordata; Testudines; Testudinidae
Gene: SEM1
Product: SEM1 26S proteasome complex subunit
Exons: 3
Coding region: 130-342 (70 amino acids)
Biological process (GO): mRNA export from nucleus; double-strand break repair via homologous recombination; proteasome assembly
Cellular component (GO): proteasome complex; proteasome regulatory particle, lid subcomplex
Source: RefSeq, a predicted model, not a curated record
CGGACUCCGUUAUUACGCAUGCGUCGUUCCUCUCGCUGAUUCCGCCAGCAUCCCGUCAUGCCCCACGGGGCAGUCGAGACGGAGCCUCCCAGCCAGCUCGGACGCUAGAGCGGCAGCAGCAGGCCGACCAUGUCCGAGAAGAAGCAGCCCGUGGACCUGGGGCUCCUGGAGGAGGAUGACGAGUUCGAGGAGUUCCCGGCGGAAGAUUGGGCUGGUUUAGAUGAAGAUGAAGAUGCACAUGUCUGGGAAGACAAUUGGGAUGAUGACAAUGUAGAAGAUGACUUCUCCAAUCAGUUAAGAGCUGAACUAGAAAAACAUGGAUACAAGAUGGAGACCUCAUAGUUUUCAAUGAAGAUGGAGUAAUCUAAAAUUGAACUAUAGACUGAAUUGUU